AUGCUUGCCAAAGUCACCUCACUUGCACAGAAUGAAGAGAACCUGCACCGUGUCAUGGAGGAGAAUCGGCGCCUCCAGAGAACAGUGGAGGAGGUGAGCAAUCAGCUUCGCCGAAUUCAGGCCGAGUCUGUAGCAGAGGCGGACAAACAGGCUCGUCUGGAUCGCGAUCGCGAUGACGAGAUUCGCCGACUUCAGAGUCAACAGGUCAGAUUGCAGGAGGAAUUGGAGCGAAAACGAUCUACAGAAGGGGAUACAAGAAAACUGGCGACGACAGUUAGUUUUGCCAUGGCAUUCGAAUUACUUUCAUCUGAUUCAUGUCACUAG
Protopolystoma xenopodis is the source of this 324-nucleotide messenger RNA. The record is from the annotation of a GenBank genome assembly. Lineage: Eukaryota; Metazoa; Platyhelminthes; Monogenea; Polystomatidea; Polystomatidae.